AUGUCAUUUAGUCCCCCAGAUAACCCAGAUAUUUAUUCUCUCCUAAAUCAAAAUUAUCAAAACAAAAUCUCUUGGUCAAACAAUGGUGUAAUCGCUUAUUCAAACCCAGAUUCUUCAAAUAAAUAUAACCUAUUACUCUCCUAUCUAAGGUCUUAUAACGGUAACCAAUGGGAACUAGCUCCUCCAAAGGGUUGCUCUAUUAUUAAUUCAAACCUAAAUAACAACUCAAAUAUUAAAAACAUUAUCAAAAAUAACACUAAAAAUAAUAUCAAAACUAACAACAACAACAACAACAUCAUCAUCUCAAAUGCCAUCCCAAUUGAUACUCAAAAUAACUCUUCUUUAGAUCAAAUCUCUUAUCUUCUUUGGAGCAAUAAUGGUACUUAUCUAGCCUGCGUAGAUUCAAAAGGUAACAUGAACAUUCUAGUUUCUGGAAUAUUAAAAGACAAAGACUUUAUUGAAAACAACAAUAGUAAUACCAGCAAUAACAAAAAUAAAACUAAUACACCUUUGAAUUUUGCUUUUUUUGGCUCAUGCUUUAAUAGUCUAGAAAUCAUAUAUCAGGACACUGUCCUAACUCAGGGAAGCACUCCCCCCGAAAACUCUUACUUGAAUACCUCUCACAACAUAUACCCAUCUAAUACUUCAAUUCCAACUUUUGACAAUUACUGCUCAACUUAUAAUAUUAAUGAUUCAACACUGAACAUUGUAUCCUUAAAAUGGCUUCCUAUUGAUCAUAAUUUCAUGGCAAUCAAAUAUGCUGAAAAAUUUAACUUUUCUGAAAAUAUGAACGCAAAUGCAGAAUACGAUUUUCAAAAAUUUGGUUUUAAAUACAACUAUAUCAACUCUACCUAUAAAAACCCUGUUACUCAUCCAGUCUUGAAGAAACAUGCCUGUAUUGGGUUAAGAAAAAAUGGCGAGCUAAUUUUAUGGUAUCAAGGCGACCAUGGUUUAGAUUACAAUAAAAUUUCAACUUAUCUCGAUUCUUCAUCAGCUACCACUACUAAUAACAGUAUUAACAAUAUUAAUAAUAUUAGCAAUAUCAAUUAUAAAAGUAUCAAUAGCUUAAAUAACUCUGGCCACACCAUAAUAUCUCAUGCCGAUUUUGCUUUUCAGAUUAAUAACUCAAUCCUAUUAACUGUUUAUUGUCCAUUGAUAAAAAUCUUAAAAAUUUACUCUAUUAGAAUUUUAUGGGAGUUUUUAGGAAAUCCAAACAAUCAAACAAAAAACCAAUCAGCCUAUCAACAAGAUAAUAAUUUGGAUGAAAGAUUUCCACCAAAAUUAAUAGUCAAAAAAAUCUUAUCCGAGAAUAUUUCUUCUUUUGGUUUUGAUGGCUCAUCUCAAUGGCUUUCCUCCAUUAAAUCAAUAUCUCCCGUUUAUUUUGAAGAUAAUACCAAUUCAAACGAAAAAGUUGACAUUUUUUUAACUUUUCAAAACUCAAAUCUCAAUGAGAAAUUCAACACUCUUAUCUGUAAAUAUCACUUGGAAAAAAAAAAGUUGGGCCCCAUAAGUAAUGUAUUCUACCAAAUUAGCAAUAAUCUGAAAAAUAAUACUAAUAAGAAUAUAAAUGAUACAGGCAACAAUAAUAAUAUGAACACUAAUAUUAAAAAUACCAGGAAUAAUAAUAACACCAUUAUUACUAAUUCAAAUAUCAGUGGGUACGAAUUAUCUCUAAAGAGUCUCAUCAAAUCAUCUAGUCCAGUAUUAUCAAUUGGAACAAACAAAAUCAACUCUUUUCUUUAUUUUGCCUAUUCAAAUGGUAACAUUGAGAUACGAAACAAACACAGUUUGAAAAUAAUUGGUUAUAAAACUCUACUGGAAAACCCUGCUAAUAAUGUCAAUAAAAGAAAUGUUAUAAAUAAUGAUAUUUUAAACAUGCCCAGUACCAUUGGCAAUAUAUUUGAUGUGGGUUAUAAAUUACCAUCUGUUGGUUUUAACCCUUUGUUCUAUUCAUUUUCGCCAAACGUAACUUCAUAUGUUGUCUUAUCAUCAAAGGAUCCCAAUUUAAAACUUUUUGUUGCAAAUUUUGAUUUUAAAAAAGAACUGUUAAACUCUCCAAGGCAAAGAUUAUUAAUUGCUGUUCCCAUUGCAAUUUCCUUUGCUAGGUGCACCACAACCAAAAUUAACUCAGAUGAUUUAAUAUUGGUAGCUCAAAAUACAAUAACAAACAUUAGGAGAAUGGUUGCAUUACAUUAUAAUCCCAAAACGGAUUCCAAUAUUUGUAAAGCAUUGAUAUCUAUAAUUUUACUGGAAUGUUAUUGGAUCUUUAAUUUUAGUUUAACUACCAACGAUAAUGCAGAGUUUAUACAGGGAAAAUCGCCCUUUAGAAAGAUGUUGGAGAUACAAAUUUCACUUGGAACUUUCGAGAAUUGGAGAAGAAUCAAAAUUUCAAGAUUUGCAUGGGCAUUAAUAAAUUUAUCGCUAAUUCCAUUUGUCUUUCAAAUCUCAUUUAAUGCUAUAACAACAAUGCUAAAAAAACUACAUGGAGGUGACGAAAAAAAUAUCAAAACUAACGUUGAACUUAUUGCAAAGUUAAUCCUAUCUCAGGUUGGAUUAAUUCGUUGGUGCAUAGACUAUGUCACCUUUUUGAACCAGCAGUUGCUUCAGUUUUCUUUGGUUUUCGAUAAAGCAACUGCCUUAAGUGAGUUAUUAAUAUUUCCAUUACUGUACUCCAGGAUUCCUAGAACGUUUCUCAUAAAAAUACUAAAGAGCAUUCUCCAAUUCAAAAGAUUCUUGCAAGAACAUAUACAUUUAAAUCCAGAUUAUUUCAAUAUUUCCCCAGGCUUAUUUGUUGAACUUGAACAGCCCAUAAAUUCAGCCAAGAGUACAGUUUUGAGAAUAAUAGAUAAUUCUCCAAUUGAUUUAGCACUCUUUGAAAAGUAUCUUGAGCAGUUUGACGAAUUUAUCAAAAAGUUUAUUUCAGAUAGGAUUAAUGAGAGAAUUAACGCAAGUAAUUUGUCCAAUUUAAGUGCAGAUAAAAGAAAGCAUAUAGAAGAUAUUGAAAUAAAGAAAAUCGAAAAAGAGUUUUUUUGUCAUGGCAGUUUUCCUCAAAUCUUUUCGAAGAUUAUCCUUGACUUGUACAAGUAUGGCUACAAGGAAGUACAUGGCAAAAUGAACAGAUAUAAGUUGAUGUUUUAUGAUACUGAUUGGUUGAACCUAAGCGAGCCGAGCAACCACAGAGUGGAAAUUGGCAGUUUCAGAGGAGAAAAAAUCGAUGGUUUGAAGAAGACUUUGAUACUGAACACUCUACCAAACGAGGAGAUAAAGAAGUGCACUCGAUGUGGAUCCAUGACUGUUUUCUCUGAUAAAUUAGGUUCCCACAGUGGUAAAGCCUUUAGAAAUCCUACAUGGACGACGUUUUUCAAGCAAAGCUGCUUUUGUGGAGGAGUUUGGGCUGAUUGA
Molecule: messenger RNA, 3402 nt
Organism: Ascoidea rubescens DSM 1968
Lineage: Eukaryota; Fungi; Ascomycota; Saccharomycetes; Ascoideales; Ascoideaceae
Gene: SIN4
Product: Sin4p
Exons: 2
Coding region: 1-3402 (1133 amino acids)
Biological process (GO): positive regulation of DNA-templated transcription
Cellular component (GO): mediator complex
Source: RefSeq, a predicted model, not a curated record